Molecule: messenger RNA, 1437 nt
Organism: Polyodon spathula (Mississippi paddlefish)
Lineage: Eukaryota; Metazoa; Chordata; Actinopteri; Acipenseriformes; Polyodontidae
Product: keratin-associated protein 16-1-like
Exons: 2
Coding region: 1-1437 (478 amino acids)
Source: RefSeq, a predicted model, not a curated record
AUGCGAAUCAGAGUGCGAGCUCACACCGCUAUCUGCCCCCCUGUGAGAGCUCACACCGCUAUCUGCCCCCCUGUGAGAGCUCACACUGCUAUCUGCCCCCCUGUGAGAGCUCACACCGCUAUCUGCCCCCCUGUGAGAGCUCACACCGCUAUCUGCCCCCCUGUGAGAGCUCACACUGCUAUCUGCCCCCCUGUGAGAGCUCACACCGCUAUCUGCCCCCCUGUGAGAGCUCACACCGCUAUCUGCCCCCCUGUGAGAGCUCACACCGCUAUCUGCCCCCCUGUGAGAGCUCACACCGCUAUCUGCCCCCCUGUGAGAGCUCACACCGCUAUCUGCCCCCCUGUGAGAGCUCACACCGCUAUCUGCCCCCCUGUGAGAGCUCACACCGCUAUCUGCCCCCCUGUGAGAGCUCACACCGCUAUCUGCCCCCCUGUGAGAGCUCACACCGCUAUCUGCCCCCCUGUGAGAGCUCACACCGCUAUCUGCCCCCCUGUGAGAGCUCACACCGCUAUCUGCCCCCCUGUGAGAGCUCACACCGCUAUCUGCCCCCCUGUGAGAGCUCACACCGCUAUCUGCCCCCCUGUGAGAGCUCACACCGCUAUCUGCCCCCCUGUGAGAGCUCACACCGCUAUCUGCCCCCCUGUGAGAGCUCACACCGCUAUCUGCCCCCCUGUGAGAGCUCACACCGCUAUCUGCCCCCCUGUGAGAGCUCACACCGCUAUCUGCCCCCCUGUGAGAGCUCACACCGCUAUCUGCCCCCCUGUGAGAGCUCACACCGCUAUCUGCCCCCCUGUGAGAGCUCACACCGCUAUCUGCCCCCCUGUGAGAGCUCACACCGCUAUCUGCCCCCCUGUGAGAGCUCACACCGCUAUCUGCCCCCCUGUGAGAGCUCACACCGCUAUCUGCCCCCCUGUGAGAGCUCACACCGCUAUCUGCCCCCCUGUGAGAGCUCACACCGCUAUCUGCCCCCCUGUGAGAGCUCACACCGCUAUCUGCCCCCCUGUGAGAGCUCACACCGCUAUCUGCCCCCCUGUGAGAGCUCACACCGCUAUCUGCCCCCCUGUGAGAGCUCACACCGCUAUCUGCCCCCCUGUGAGAGCUCACACCGCUAUCUGCCCCCCUGUGAGAGCUCACACCGCUAUCUGCCCCCCUGUGAGAGCUCACACCGCUAUCUGCCCCCCUGUGAGAGCUCACACCGCUAUCUGCCCCCCUGUGAGAGCUCACACCGCUAUCUGCCCCCCUGUGAGAGCUCACACCGCUAUCUGCCCCCCUGUGAGAGCUCACACCGCUAUCUGCCCCCCUGUGAGAGCUCACACCGCUAUCUGCACAGACACCGCCCGGCGUGUCGCUGCACAGCAUCAGCAGGAGAGCGCCGCUUACCAACCACUGCCCUUUACUGCGAGCUGUGCUGACAGCUGCACUAACCCGAGGACGUGA